GCCUUCCAAAAUUAUCCCUCUCAUGCUCAAUUCUCUCUUCUCUUCCCCUAUUCUCUUUCAUUUCGUUCGAUCUGCAGAGUUCCAAACUUCUCUUCCCUCUCUCUCUUUGAUAAUUGGUUAGAUUUGCAGCACCACUUCCUUUUUGCUCUUUGAUUUCCCGUCGGAAUUGUAGCAUCACUACACCAUCUCUUCCCUUUUCCUCUUUGCUUUUCGGUCAUGGAGGCGCAGCACCACACCACACCACACGAAUUUAAGACAUCAGUUUCAAUUACUACGAAUUUAUCUCUCUAAAUUGGCUGUCUGUUUUUGUGCAGCACCACUCUAGAAGAUUUAUUCACACAGAGGGUUCUUUUUCUCCAUCUUUGAAGAACUGUAUUGCUGUCAAUUUGGUGGAAUUACAAACAUUGCAGUAACAGUACAGAGUAUUUUUUACGCGGAAUCUCAUCAAAUAUAAUUAUGACUAAGCGUUCAUUGUCCGACGAGGAAAUCUUCUUACUACUUGAAGACAUACUACAAAAGCAUCACACACGGACCAUGAUCAUUAUCCGGGAAUACUUGAAACUUCACAAUGGUUCAAAUCGGAUUAUAAAGAACCACAUACGGCGUUCAUUUCGCCGUUUGGCCCGUAUACCUACACAGGUCCGUCGUCUUACUAGAUUGACAAGUCUUACUGGUCGGGACUGUAUAAAUAAUCUACGCAUGGACCGGAAUUGUUUUGGGAGACUAUGUAUUCUUCUUAGAGAAGGAGCUGGGUUGGUAGAUGGAUCAUUUGUUAAAGUAGAGGAACAAGUGGCUAUUUUCUUAUGUGUUUUAUCACAUCACGAAAAGAACCGGGUGGUUAGUUUUGAAUUUUGGCGGUCUGGUCAAACUGUUUCAUACUAUUUCCACGUCGUCCUCCGAGCCAUCAUACUGGUGCAUAAAAUGUUUAUAUCUAAGCCAACUCCGGUACCUGACAACAGUGUUGACCCUAGGUGGAAGUGGUUUAAGGGUUGCUUAGGUGCGUUAGAUGGGACAUAUAUUAAUGUCCGAGUUCCAUUGGCUGACAAGCCAAGAUAUCGAACUAGGAAAGGGCAAAUAGCCACAAAUACCUUGGCUGCGUGCACAAGGGACAUGCGCUUUGUGUAUGUUUUACCGGGUUGGGAGGGGUCAGCGGGUGAUGCACGUAUCCUACGAGAUGCAGUUGCUCGUCCACAUGGUAUCAAAGUCCCCAAAGGUAACUAUUAUUUGUGUGACAACGGGUAUGCAAAUAGUGAAGGUUUUUUGACACCCUACAGAGGAGUUCGAUAUCAUCUGCAGGAAUGGGGACCAGACAGUGAGAGGCCCAAGAAUCCUCGUGAAAUGUUCAAUAUGCGACAUACAAGUGCAAGGAACAUAAUUGAACGGGCUUUUGCGAUUCUUAAGAUGCGUUGGGGUAUUCUACGUAGCGCAUCUUAUUAUCCAAUCGAAACACAAACUAUGUUGAUAAUGGCUUGUUUUCUGUUACAUAAUUACAUAAGGGGGGAGAUGACAGUCGAUCCAAUUGAACAGUUAGUUGACAAUAACAUUGUUGACAAUGACAUUUUUGCUGAGCAAGAUGACACUGAAUAUGUAGAAUAUAUCGAUCCUACAGUUGAUUGGAAUAACAGAAGGGAUCAAAUGGCAGCUGACAUGUGGAUGCGUGAUGAAAGGCCAUGACAUUGUGACAUCCGAAGUCCAUGCUUUUAUGCGUCAAGCAUCAACGACGAGUGAGAAGCCCUCAUCUGAAGCUUCAUCAAGCGUUCCCACCCGGUCACUCACCUUAUCAGAAUUUGAGACGUGUUGUUGUAGUAUUCAGGAGCAUGGUUCUUGUGCUUCUUGGUGUAAUUAUUGGUAGACUAUUGUAGGCUUGUAGGCUUGUAACUGUGUUAUUGUCAAACUAUGCACAUCUUUAAUGUUGGGGUAUACAUUAUGGACUUCUUUUUUGCUACCUAA
Molecule: messenger RNA, 1950 nt
Organism: Salvia hispanica
Lineage: Eukaryota; Viridiplantae; Streptophyta; Magnoliopsida; Lamiales; Lamiaceae
Source: RefSeq, a predicted model, not a curated record